Echinops telfairi (small Madagascar hedgehog) is the source of this 1067-nucleotide messenger RNA. RefSeq names its product cyclin Q (gene CCNQ). The coding region runs from base 1 to 738 and encodes 245 amino acids. Gene Ontology annotation, biological process: regulation of transcription by RNA polymerase II. The transcript is spliced from 5 exons. Lineage: Eukaryota; Metazoa; Chordata; Mammalia; Afrosoricida; Tenrecidae. Gene Ontology annotation, molecular function: cyclin-dependent protein serine/threonine kinase regulator activity. The record is from RefSeq and is a predicted model, not a curated record. Gene Ontology annotation, cellular component: nucleus.
AUGGAGGGCGCACUCCGGGACGGCGGUGGAAACCCGGUCGAGGGGCAGCUGGCGCCUCCGGCAAAGGUCCACUUCCGAGUGACCAGGUUCAUCAUGGAGGCAGGUGUCAAGCUGGGCUUGCAGUCCAUCCCCAUCGCCACAGCUUGCACAAUUUACCACAAGUUUGUUGGUGAGUCCGCCCUGGAUGCCUAUGAUCCCUACCUCAUUGCCAUGUCUGCCAUUUACUUGGCUGGUAAAGUGGAGGAACAGCACCUGCGCACACGGGACAUCAUCAACGUGUCCAACAGGUACUUCAAUUCGGGCAGCGAGCCCCUGGAGCUGGACGCUCGCUUCUGGGAGCUCCGGGACAGCAUCGUCCAGUGUGAGCUGCUCAUCCUCCGGGUCCUGCGCUUCCAGGUCUCCUUCCAGCAUCCACACAAGUAUCUGCUCCACUACCUGAUCUCGAUCAAAAACUGGAUGAACCGUUACAGCUGGCAGCGAACUCCCAUCUCCGUGGCAGCCUGGGCUCUACUACGGGAUAGCUACCACGGAGCACUGUGCCUCCGCUUCCGGGCGCAGCACAUAGCCGUGGCCGUGCUCCACUUGGCCCUGCAGGUCUACGGCGUGGAGGUGCCGGCCGAUAGCGAGGCUGAGAAGCCGUGGUGGCAGGUGUUUAGUGAUGACCUGACCAAGCCAGCCAUUGACAGCAUUGUGUCCGAUCUCGUUCACAUUUAUACCAUGGACACACAGGUGUCCUAAGGAGCCCUCCAAAGUGAGGCGGAGGCUUGGCUGCAGACUGGACUUGCCAGGCAAGCUGGGGAUGGCUCUGCCACAGUGCCACGCAGGCCCACACUCAGAGGACUGGCUAGGAGCAGUGACUUUGUGUGGCUGGAGGUGGUGCUUGAACCACAGGCUGCACGGCCUCUCCCAGCCACUGCCAGAUGUGUGCGUGACCGUUGCUUGGUGAGGCUAGCGGCGAGUCUUCACUGGAGGGAGGAAAUCAAAGUUGCCACUCAACUGGAUCCCCUGGGAUUUUUGUCAACAAAGAGGGAAUUUUAUUUUGUGUAAUAAAAGGCAUCGUAGACCAA